UAGAGUGAGACAUGGCAAUGCAAGAAAGAGAAGCUUGGCUCAAUUUCUUGUUUUGUUUUAUCAAUUUCCCCUUAUUGGGGUAUGGAUUCCAAAGUGGUGAGGUGGGGUCCAUUGGUGUCUGUCUGGUGGGUUUGGAGGCACUGCACACUCUUUCAUGCCCCAUCGCUGCCUCUUUUCUAGACCAAGCCGUGUUAGGACCACACCGUUAGACCUCUUUAAGAACCAACUCUCUCACACAACACAACUUCAUCAAACUUCAGCUUACAACCUCAAGAGAAGGAAAAUAACUCAAAGAAAUGAAGAUGGAUAGUUCUUCCAUGGCAGGAUCAAAGAGAAGGAUAUCAUCAAACAGAGGACUUGGAGGAGCCCUCCGAGAGCAAAGGGCCAGGCUAUACAUUAUAAGAAGAUGUGUUGUCAUGCUGCUUUGUUGGCAUGACUAGUUUUUGCAACAUUUUCAAGUCCUACCAUGCUUUUCUUUCCAUGGAAAUGGAAGAAUGCUUCUUUCUAUGUUUCAUUUCUCUUCUUCUUUUUCUUUCUUUCUCCUUUUGAUUCAUGGUGGAGUGUAAAUAGAAUCGGCGAGAUAUCAUGGGAGAGAGUAUAACAAGUUUUGUACUAUGGGUCGCUGGCCUUCAUGGCUGGGCUAUAUAUAUGUAUAUCGGAAUAGCAUGGAUUAUAAUGAAAGCUAUAUGUCUCCAAAAUCCAUCUUACUCUAUCUUCUUUUCAUUCAUUAAUUAACUUGGAAUAGCCAUUAAAUU
Molecule: messenger RNA, 755 nt
Organism: Vigna radiata var. radiata (mung bean)
Lineage: Eukaryota; Viridiplantae; Streptophyta; Magnoliopsida; Fabales; Fabaceae
Exons: 1
Coding region: 297-440 (47 amino acids)
Biological process (GO): negative regulation of cell population proliferation
Source: RefSeq, a predicted model, not a curated record